AUGAAGUUUGGUCGCACGAUAAAGACGUCGCUCUACGCAGAGUGGGCCGAAAAGUACCUCCAGUACUCGGAGCUCAAAAAAGAGAUCAAAAAGAGGCUCGCAGCAAACAAUGGCGUGUGGACCGACAAGGACGAAGACGAGUUUGUCGACAUCCUCAGCAAGGAGCUCGACAAGGUCUACGACUUCCAGAAGCUAAAGGUCACCGAGAUCACUGAGCGGAUCAAGCAGGCACAGGCCGAAGUCAACCUGCUUGUCUCGUCGCGCAACAACUCGGCCUCGUCGCUGCCCUCGCGCAACACGUCCCGCCCCACAUCUCGCGCCGGAUCCGACGUCGACGACGACAGCGCAAGCCGCAACGGCAAGCGCAGAUCCAACGGCGUCCUCUACGCCGCCGACGACGCCGGCUCCGACGACGAAUUCGACAGCGACACGGAAAACAGCGACGCCUACGAGGAGCGCUUUGCCGAGCUCGAGGAGCGCCUCGCCGUCAUCAUCGCCGACGUCCACGACCUCGCCCUGUUCACCAAGCUCAACUACACGGGCUUCCACAAGAUUGUCAAGAAACACGACAAGCAGACUGGGCGCCUGCUGCGCAAGGAGUUUGUCCAGCACUACCUCGGCGCGCGGCCCUUUUACAAGGAGAACUACGACCAGCUCAUCGUCAAGCUCUCGAAGCUCUUUGAUCUCGUGCGCACGCGCGGCAACCCGGUCCAGGGCGACUCGAGCGCCGGCGGCUCCCAGAGCGCCUUUGUGCGCCAGACGACAAAGUACUGGGUCCACCCGGACAACAUUGUCCCGCUCAAGCUCGUCAUCCUCAAGCACCUGCCCGUGCUCGUCUUCAAUGCCGACAAGGACUACUCGCAGGAGGACAGCGCCAUCACGUCAAUCUACUACGACAAUGAGGACCUCGAGCUCUACCUGGGCCGGCUAGAAAAGACCGAGGGCGCCGAGGCCAUCCGGCUGCGCUGGUACGGCGGCAUGGACAACAAGCAGAUCUUUGUCGAGCGCAAGACGCACCGCGAGGACUGGACCGGCGAAAAGAGCGUCAAGGCCCGCUUCCCCAUCAAGGAGGAAAACGUCAACGCCUUCAUGAGCGGCGACUACACCAUGGACGAGACGUUCGAGGCGCUGCGCAAGAAGGGCAAAAAGUCGGACAAGGAGGUCGACUCGAUGCUCCAGCUGGCCAACGAGGUCCAGUACGCCGUCCUCGAGCGCAAGCUGCAGCCCGUCAUGCGCAGCUUCUACAACCGCACCGCCUUCCAGCUGCCCGGCGACGCCCGCGUCCGCAUCUCGCUCGACACCGAGCUCACCCUGGUGCGCGAGGACAACUGGGACGGCCGACGCCGCGCCGGCGACAACUGGCGCAGGAUGGAUAUCGGCAUCGACUUCCCCUUCGACCAGCUGCCCGCCGAGGACGUCGAGCGCUUCCCCUACGGCGUGCUCGAGGUCAAGCUGCAGACCCAGCUGGGCCAGGAGCCGCCCGAGUGGAUCAAGGAGCUCGUCGCCAGCCACCUGGUCGAGGCCGUGCCCAAGUUUUCCAAGUUCAUCCACGGCUGCGCCACCCUCCUCGCCAACCGCGUCGACCUCGUCCCCUUCUGGCUGCCCCAGAUGGAGAUCGACAUCCGCAAGCCGCCCAGCAACAACCUGGCCAUCGAGCGGCCCGCGGGCGGCGCAUCGUCGUCGACCCACUCGCACCCGUCGUCGCGGCCCGAUACCCCUGGCUCCAAGGCGUCGUCGUCGCACAACGCGCAGCCCUACCACGAGCCGGUCAGCGAGGACGAGUUUGACGGCGUCGACGAGGACAACGAGGGCAGGGCCACGGCCGUCGGCGACGAGGCCCGCGAGGCCGGCAGCCUCGGCCUGUCGGCGUUUGACCCGCGCAUUCGCGAGAUCCGCGAGGAGCGCGAGCGAAACAUCCGCGCCAGGCGCGAGGAGCUGGCCAAGCAGAUGGAGCACGGCCCGGCGGACAAGACGUCCAACGUCGCCGCGGGCAUGUUGGCCGCCGACGCCGCCACCAUCGGCGGCGCCGGCGGAAGCGGGGCGAGGAGCGCGUCGCGGGACCCGGCGCGGUCAAAGAAGCCGGUGGCGCCGACGCGCGACGAGAUCCUGGCGCCCUCGAACCGCUUCGACAAGAGCUACUUUUCCAAGCUGACGCCCAAGAACAUCCAGCGGUUGUGGAAGACCAAGGGGCGUAGCCACGAGCCCGAUGACGGCGACGAUGACGACGACGACCAGGAAGAGGACGACCCGAUCCGGCGCGCGCUCGAGGGGCGGGACGAGGAGGAGCCGCGCGGUUUCGGCUCCGGUCCGCCGCCGGGCGUCGAGUACACGCGCGACUUCCACGCGCAGCCGGGCAAGAAGGUCUCGAUCCCCAUCCGCGUCGAGCCCAAGGUGUACUUUGCCAACGAGCGCACUUUCCUCAAGUGGCUCGAGUUCAACGUCUUCCUGUCGGCCUUGGCCGUCGGGCUGCUCAACUUUAGCAAGCCGGGCGACCGCGCCGGGCUGAUUGCGUCGUCGUUUUUCACCGUCGUCGCCCUCGUCGGCAUCGCCUACUGCGGCAUCAUCUACAUGAUCCGCGCCUACAAGAUCCGCGCAAAGGAGAGCAGCCACGUCUACUUUGACGCCGUCGGCCCCACGAUCCUCUGCGUCGCCAUCCUCUCGGCGGUGCUCGUCAACUUUAUCCUGCGCUACACCGAAUCCCACGAUUCGAGGACCGGUCGCGGCCUGGUCAACUAG
Molecule: messenger RNA, 2736 nt
Organism: Pseudozyma flocculosa PF-1
Lineage: Eukaryota; Fungi; Basidiomycota; Ustilaginomycetes; Ustilaginales; Ustilaginaceae
Exons: 2
Coding region: 1-2736 (911 amino acids)
Cellular component (GO): fungal-type vacuole membrane; vacuolar transporter chaperone complex
Source: RefSeq, a predicted model, not a curated record